AUGGGCUUCAACGUGCCGCUUCUGAAUCGUGACUCGGACGACGUUCGUGCCGCCACCAGACAAUGGGUCGAUCAGCCACAAAAUCAGAAAAAACUCGUGCUGGUGAUUGUCUCAGUCGCACUACUGCUGGACAAUAUGCUCUAUAUGGUUAUCGUACCGAUUAUUCCAAAAUAUCUACGAGAUAUCCACGCUUAUGCGGUUGAAUUUUAUGGAUAUCACAAUGAGACCGAACAGCUCCCGAAUGGAACGAUAAUUGUGAGAGCCGUUGGAGCGAAAAUAGACUAUAAGGAUGAGGAUAUGGAGCUUGGAUGGCUGUUCGCCUCAAAGGCACUUAUUCAAAUAUUCGUGAACCCAUUCUCUGGAUAUAUAAUCGAUAGAAUUGGCUACGAGAUUCCUAUGGUCAUUGGAUUGGUGGUGAUGUUCAGUUCAACUGCUAUAUUCGCUCUUGGUCAUAGUUAUGGAGUACUGUUCUUCGCCAGAUCACUACAGGGUCUCGGAUCAGCAUUUGCGGACACCUCUGGCCUUGCAAUGAUUGCCGACCGAUUCAACGAAGAAGGAGAACGUUCGGCGGCGUUAGGAAUCGCCUUAGCGUUUAUUUCAUUCGGCUGCUUAGUGGCACCACCGUUCGGAUCCGUUCUCUACUCACUUGCUGGAAAACCCGUCCCAUUUCUAAUACUAUCGUUUGUUUGCCUAACCGAUGCAUUGGCCGUAUUUAUGGUGAUUCAACCAAAUCGUCGUGGACCAACGAACGCGGCUGGGGAACGUGUGAAAGGAACCCCAAUGUGGCGUCUGUUUAUGGAUCCGAUGAUAGCGGUGUGCUCUGGAGCACUGAUUAUGGCGAACGUCUCGUUGGCGUUUCUUGAGCCUACAAUCACUAAUUGGAUGGCUGAAAGUAUGCCGGAUACGCCGGUUUGGUUGGUUGGAGUGAUUUGGUUGCCACCGUUCUUCCCGCACGUGUUGGGCGUUUACGUGACCGUGCGACUUCUGAAAGCGUUCCCAAACCAUACGUGGGCGAUCGCCGCUACCGGCUUGGCUAUGGAAGGGAUUGCUUGCUUCGCUGUACCGUACACAACGUCCGUGCUGCAGUUGAUAAUCCCGUUGAGUUUUGUGUGCUUCGGUAUCGCUUUGAUCGACACCUCACUGUUACCGAUGCUCGGACAUCUCGUCGACACUCGACACGUGCCCGUCUAUGGUUCAGUGUACGCAAUUGCGGACAUUUCCUACUCGUUAGCGUACGCUUUUGGUCCGAUCAUCGCCGGAUGGAUAGUGGGCACGAUGGGCUUCUUUGCCCUAAAUCUCAUCAUUUUCCUUACAAAUAUCUUCUACGCACCCGUUAUUUUCGCACUGAAGAAGGUCCACGGGUAUGAUUCGCUUGCUCCGAAAACGGAGAUGACUUCACUCAAAAAUGACAACUAUGGGGAAAUCGAAAGUGCUAAGGUGACGGAUGAAACCACACCCGCUCAUGGAUUCCACACUAUGGGAUACGGUACACAAGCAACCAACUAUCAAGAAAGUUUCCCCCAACCCGAAUAUCCAGCAGGGUACGAUCCGUUGAAUCCACAGUGGUAG
Molecule: messenger RNA, 1569 nt
Organism: Necator americanus (New World hookworm)
Lineage: Eukaryota; Metazoa; Nematoda; Chromadorea; Rhabditida; Ancylostomatidae
Exons: 2
Coding region: 1-1569 (522 amino acids)
Biological process (GO): xenobiotic transport; chemical synaptic transmission; transmembrane transport
Cellular component (GO): terminal bouton; AP-2 adaptor complex; membrane
Molecular function (GO): xenobiotic transmembrane transporter activity; acetylcholine transmembrane transporter activity
Source: RefSeq, a predicted model, not a curated record